CAAUUUCUUUCACCCACUUCUUUUUUUUCCUCCCAUGGUUAUGUUUUCCUUCAGAAAAAAGAAUAAAAAGCUUACUUCAAAGCAUGAAGCAGCAGAACCGGAUUCUAACCAAGAUCAAGCAUACUGGAAACCAGAGAAUUGGUUAAAACUCAGUUUGCCAGAGGAUUUUUCCUCCAUUGUUUUGCCUCAACUCAUUCCAGAAAGCAAUGCUUCUUCCGUCAGUUCCAUCUCUACAACAAGUCAAUGCAAUUCCAGUAUUGCACGAGACGCCACCACCACACGGUUUGCCGGUGACUCCAUGCCAAGCAAUGGUGUCGACAAAAUCUCCAUGAACGAAUCGCUUAUCGAUGAAAAGUCUGGGCUUGGAGGUUCCUCUCAGUUAUCAUACAGAGAAUAUGAGCCACUGCAAGAGCCGCAAAAAACCAGAGCAUCCAGCUUAUCAGACGUGGAAGGCCCAGUAACCUUCGAGGAAAAAAUGCCAGAAAAUGAAGCAACAGCAGCAUCCGGUUGUACAACGGACAAUCAAGCGAUUAAUAAGGAGCCGGUCGGAAAUGAACUGCGAUCGCUUGUUCGCGCUACAUCUUCAGUACAUUCCUUGCAAAGCUCACUUUCCUCGAAGUUGAUCGGUACUCCAGUCCGUGAUAACAACUCUACCACAGAUGGCAUAUUGAAAAAUGACGAAUCCAGCCGUAUACCAUCAUUGUCGGAAUGUGCAUCAAAUGGGUGGCGCUCGGCGGGUGUUCCUUCUCUUCCAUCAUUAAAAAACCACGAUAUUAUUGAAAAAUCUGGAAUGAGCAAUGAUAUGCAUACGGAGAGAUUGGAAGGAUCAUCUCCUACAUGGAUUAGUGUCAAUGAAGAAAUUAUGGGAACGGAGGUCACAUUGACGUUGCAACAACCUCCGGUACCAGCUUCGGAUGAUGGUCGGACAUCGUUUGCUACACAACGAAAAAAGAACCCGGCAGCAGCGAAAUCUUUCAUACCACGGACUCCAAAACAGAUGAAGGGAACAGACAAUAAUAAGCCGAACGGUAGAUCAUCCGGAUCUGCAGAGUCAGAGCUAAUGCAUGCAACAAAAUCCAGCAUCCCACAGCCGAGACUUCGUUCACGAAAGCGCACCGCGGAAAUGGAGCCAGUGGCAAGUGCAACUUGUAAUACGGACUCAACUGUCAAUGCUUCCAAGACUCAAUUACAGGCCAAGCCGUCUUUAAUGAAUACCGGUCUUAGCAAAAUUCCCGUUAGACGGUCAUUUGGUCGGAACAGCGUAGCUUUAUGCUGAACGCGACGAGGUUUUUCUUAUUGUCAAUAUUAUUUCUUUUUUAUAUGUCGAGCA
Molecule: messenger RNA, 1330 nt
Organism: Radiomyces spectabilis
Lineage: Eukaryota; Fungi; Mucoromycota; Mucoromycetes; Mucorales; Radiomycetaceae
Exons: 2
Coding region: 35-1276 (413 amino acids)
Source: RefSeq, a predicted model, not a curated record